Messenger RNA from Prunus armeniaca (apricot), 639 nucleotides. The record is from the annotation of a GenBank genome assembly. Lineage: Eukaryota; Viridiplantae; Streptophyta; Magnoliopsida; Rosales; Rosaceae.
AUGGUGGUAUGGGGUGUGCCAGCAACCAAGAGCUGGGAGUCCUGGUGGGAUGAGGAACAGGAGCACCUGCAGUACACUGGGUUUUUGGGACGUUUUGGGAGAUUGUUCUUGCUUUGCGCUUCUUUCUCUUCCAAUAUGGAAUUGGUACCAUCUAAUGUGGCCAGGCGUGAUAAAAGCAUCAUGGUUUAUGGUCUGUCGUGGCUGGUCAUUGUUGCUGUCAUGAUCAUCCUAAAGAAAAAGGUUCAGUGCAGAUUUCCAGCUGAGUUCAGACUUCUCAAAUUGUUCCUGUUUAUUGGGUUCGUUGUCACUCUUGGGAUGCUUUUUAGUUUCCUUAGUCUCACUGUUGGUGACAUCUUUGUUAGCUUGCUGGCCUUCUUGCCUACUGGAUGGGCGCUACUACUGAUAUCACAAGCAUGCAAGCCAAUGGUGAAGGCCCUGGGAAUGUGGGGGUCUGUGAAAGCUCUAGCAAGAGGGUACGAGUACGUGAUGGGGCUGGUUAUCUUCACACCAGUGGCUGUUCUGGCAUGGUUCCCAUUUGUCUCGGAGUUCCAGACCAGGCUGCUAUUCAACCAAGCUUUCAGCCGAGGGCUUCAGAUCCAACGUAUUCUUGCUGGUGGAAAGAAGCACAAGUCAAACUAA